Messenger RNA from Gryllus bimaculatus (two-spotted cricket), 765 nucleotides. Lineage: Eukaryota; Metazoa; Arthropoda; Insecta; Orthoptera; Gryllidae. The record is from the annotation of a GenBank genome assembly.
AUGGCGUUGACUGCAGUGUUGGUGGUGGCGUUGACUGCAGUGUUGGUGGUGAUGUUGACUGAAUUUUUUGUGGUGAGUGUGACGGCGGAGUUUCGGAGUUUAUUAAUAGCGAAGGGAGUUGUGAUAUUGGCAGCGGCGUUUACGACGGUUGGUAUUGGCGGUGGCAGCAGAAGAGACAGAGACAACCGUUACGUUGACGGCGUUUGCACAGCGGACCUGCGAAAUCGCCCGCUCCUCUGCACUGUGAGACGCAGAGCUGGCGAUGCAGUGAUUACGUCGGUGACUGGAGGAAAAGGAGAGAGGAGGAGAGGAGGGGCAUUACAGGUCGCACAGCGGCAGACGCUCGCUCCACACUCUCCCACUUCCCAUUGCCGCCUCAAACCUCAUACUCGGCGCGCGUCCGUUUCUCGAGCAUCCAAACCUUCCCACUCGCACUGCCUUGCGCUUCCCCCCCCCCCCGCCCAGCUCCGCUCCCGCAAGGGCAGCCUCGCCCGCAGCUCUCCCUGCGUGCCCAUGACGGCUCUCACAGAAGAAGGGAAAGUAUAUGAUAUUGAGCAGUACUACUCUGUUACAAAUGUAUCGGCUUCCCGGCCAACCGAUUAUUACAUUUUACUUAGAAUUGCCAACUACGAUAAAAACAAUCUUCGUUGUAAUGGUGGUCAUCGUGCGCGUGCAAAUGGCUGUCACUUGAUGAACGUGGACAUAAUUACCUGGCUACUCGAACUCGGUCCAGAUAACCCCAAGCAAUGUUGCAGACCUCUUUAA